AUGGAGCCUCAGCAUGAACCCUCUAUUCAGAGGCUUGUAUGCCCAGACCUUCCCGUUCGUUCAGCCUUGGGCCAAUCUUUGCGUCAGGAAGGAUACGGCGCUGACGGAGACUUCGUGGACAAAGAUGAAGCUUUAGCUUGGGCAAUAAAGAUGGAAAAAAUCGAACUGGUUCAGGCCAUUGUUGAAGAUGGAGUCAACAUUAACCUCGGGAAAGGUCAAUACCAAAACGCCCCUCUACAUGUCGCCACUGACGCUGGGUCCUGCGAGAUAAUCUCUAUUCUCAAGGAUGCAAAUGCCGACCUAGAGGGCAGAAACGUGAACGGAUUUACACCUCUCCAUCUUGCAGCACAAUCUGGGAGAUUUGAAGUAGCCAAGUUGCUUUGUGAUCUUGGAGCUGAUACAAAGUGUCGCUGUUAUAGUGGGGGUACUCCCAUCCACUACGCCGCAAGGAGAGGACACUAUGAGAUCAUCCAAUUAUUAGCUGAUAGGAACAUCGAGGUUGAUAUUUGUGAUGAUAAUUGGAUGACGCCUCUCUCACUCGCAAGCGCGUAUGGGAAGAUUAUAGCUGUGCAUCUUCUAGUUAAGCUAGGAGCUGAUGUCAACCUCGAGGACAAAAAUGGCCACACAGCUUUGGACCACGCGGCCAGCAAUGACCAUACCUCGAUAGUGAAAUAUCUCAUCGAAGAGGGUGCUAUACCCGAGACCAGUCAGGAAGAUGAAUGCGGUGACCCAGUUUACGGUGACCAGCUCAUGUCGGCGGCCCGAAAUGGUCGUGUUCCAGAGAUGCUCCGAUUAAUUGAAGCCGGAGCGAAUGUCAAUGGACCAAACAGAGAGGCAGUGCCACUGAUACAUGCCGCUCGAAAAAACGAACAUGGCGCGGUACAAGCAUUGCUCGAAGCCGGUGCUGAGGUUGACAUGGUUAACCAACACGGAGAAACAGCUCUAUGCAUUGCCGCGUCCAACGGCAACAAAGCCAUAAUCGAUCUGCUUUGCAAGCAUCAUGCCAAUAUUGAGCACCAAGGUUGGGUGAACAUGACGCCACUUAGUUGCGCGAUUGAGAGAGGACAUGCAGAUGCCGUGGAACUUCUUUUGGAUCGAGGCGCCGAGAUAGAUGGCAUUUCAGUCAGCCCAUUAGCAGUCGCAGCCCUAUCAGGACUUGCACCCAUUAUUGAAAUUCUUGUUGCCAAGGGCGCAAAAGUCAGGACGGUUGACCAAGAAGGGCUCACCCCUUUGCUUUAUGCUGUGAGCCAAGGCAGUUGGAGUGCCGUCGAGACUCUUCUGAAGAACGGAGCUGGAUGCGAUUUUGUACCAAAUUCUAAAUGCUCCCCGAUGCUCGAAGCUAUCGACGCAGGAGAAGCAGCAAUGGUAGAACUGUUGGCCAAGUAUGGUGCAGACAUCGACCACCUAGAGGAAACUGACCGGACCCCUCUGAUUGUCGCAGCUCAGUCAGGCAAGAAUAUGGUACUUCAGUCUCUUAUUGAUAUGGGUGCCGAUCUGGAUGGAAAAGACGACACGGGUCGCACAGCGUUGUCAUAUGCUAAGGAAAAUGGCCAACAAUCUACCGUCAAACUUUUGCUCCAGGCUCAGGCAUUACGCCGUGAUGGCCAGUACGUCAAAAAAGCAGAGGAACAGCGAAAAGAUCCCAAGACAACCUUCAAGUAUCGUCCACUUAACAAAGGAUUUAUUAGGUUACUAGAGCUUCAACCAGGGCAAAGAGGAUCUAUCCUUUGCUUUUCACUAACUCACGUAGUACUCGUUGGCUAG
Molecule: messenger RNA, 1764 nt
Organism: Fusarium poae
Lineage: Eukaryota; Fungi; Ascomycota; Sordariomycetes; Hypocreales; Nectriaceae
Exons: 2
Coding region: 1-1764 (587 amino acids)
Molecular function (GO): protein binding
Source: RefSeq, a predicted model, not a curated record